Prorocentrum cordatum is the source of this 1017-nucleotide messenger RNA. The record is from the annotation of a GenBank genome assembly. NCBI's taxonomy places the organism in Eukaryota, Dinophyceae, Prorocentrales, Prorocentraceae.
AUGCUGCCCCCCAGCGACGCCUCCGCUGGUGACUGCGGGUCCCCAAGCGGAGGCCUUCGGGCGCCAGAUCCGCUGGAGUUCGCCCGCUCCCUCGUCGCCUGGCACCUCCGCGGCUUCCCAGAGCUCGGCGACACUGGCGGCUGCGGCAUGGGCCGCACCACUGCUCGUGUCGUCGACGAUCAGGCCUUCCUGCACGACCCGCGCGCUGCGGCACGCCUCGCGUGGGAGACGACCGGCCGCUGCCUGGCACCGAACGGCGCCCUCAUGCGCGCCGCGAUCACCGGGAUACGCGGGACACGGUUCGCCGCACAGGACGCGGCUGCGAUCGCAGAGGUCACGCAUGCGGACCCUCGCUCCACCGCCGCCUGCGUCGCCGUGGCAACCGCGACGGCUCUCAUGCUCGAGGGCGUGGGGCGCACGCCAGCUGGGGGCUGGGAUGCCGGAGUGCUCGCCGCAGGGGCGCUGGCCGCCGCCGAGCGCCACCUGCCCGAUGCGUCCGAGCUCGGCGUCCCCCCGCCUCAGGAGGCCGCCGAGCGCGCCUACGACCGCGGGCCCGCGCUGGCGGAGCUGCGAGCCGCCGUGCUGGGCGCGGGACAGCCAGGCGCGGGGGCGGCGAAAGGCUGGCCCAGGAUGGACGGGCCUCUGAUGGGCUACGUCAACACGUGCCUAGCCGCGGGCUUCUGCGCGCUGCGGGCCGCCUGUGCCGGGGGCCGCCCGGUGGAGGAGGCCGCGUUCUGCAGCGCCGUGCACGCGCUCACCAUGGCCGCGGGCGACGCGGACACGAACGCUGCCGUGGCCGGAGCGCUGCUCGGCUGUGCGGCAGGUGCGCGUCGGUUGCCGGCCGAGUGGCUGAGGGCGUGUCCUCACCACGACUGGCUGGAGAAGAUCGCGGACGCCUUGGUGGAAGCCGCUCUGGGGCCUGACCAGUGCUCGAGUGGCUGCGAGGUCGCCACGAGCUUCGUGCCCGCGGACCCUCGCCACGCCGUGGACGACGGCGCCCCGUUUCUCGUGGAGACG